Molecule: messenger RNA, 1968 nt
Organism: Cuscuta europaea
Lineage: Eukaryota; Viridiplantae; Streptophyta; Magnoliopsida; Solanales; Convolvulaceae
Source: the annotation of a GenBank genome assembly
AUUUAUCUCAAUAUUCAAAAUAUCACGAUGGGGGAAGUUGAGAGCGUCUCUCUCUAGCCAUUCGCGGCCGGACUCUUCCCCUUUCGGUCUUCUCGGGUCGGCACCACCACUUGCGGUGGCCGCCGCCGUCGGGGCCUCCCGGCUCCGGCGGGUCUCUAGGUACCUUGGUUACACAUUUUUGGAACUUGGGCUGGACCACCUCGGUGGUUCUUGGGAGGUUUUUUCGCUAAAGCUUCCUGGCCGGAUUUUAUGGAUGUUUGGACUGGUUUUGAGCUGGAGUAUGGCAGGGCUCGGCUAUCUCAGUGGUUCUUGGAAGAUUUGGAAGACUGGUUCGCUGGAGCUGACCGGAAUUUAUGGAAGUGAAGGUUGAGUUUGAGCUGGGUUCUUCAAUGGCGGCGCUAAUGCUGGAGAUUUCUGGGGGUUUCUAAUGGUGCUCGAACAGGUUACAUCCUUGGGGGGGAAUUCUUGGAGGUGCCGGUCAUCACUGUGGAUCCGGCCGGCAGGGGUCAUUGCGUGUGGGGGGAGCAUGUACAGUGACGAGGUCGGGGAGGAAGAUGGUCUGGUUGCGUUUCGUAUGGGAGUUCUGACCGGAGAAAUAAACCUGGUUGGGUCACCGGAGGUUGCGACCGGAGAUAGAAGGUAAGGUUAUGCCAUGGCUUCCGGUUCGAAGGUAUGUAGGUGUUUGCUUUCUUUCUUUUUUUUGGUGAGGACUCUUCUGGAUGAAGCCUGAAAUGCUCCUGGAUGCACCCGCCACUGUUGAAGGACCGGCCAGUGGCUCAUGCGUGUAGGGGUGGCAUGUACAGGGUCAGGGUCCGGAGAAGAUACUGGUUGGGACGUUUUGGGAUGUUCUAGGGCGACAGAUAGAAGGGUCUAAUACCCAAGGUUGGAAAGGCAUGGGGAUUUUACUGAUUUUUCAAGCCGGAGAAGACGCCCGGAGAUAGGGAUUGGGAGUGAUUUACCGGUGAGGACAACUGGUGUGUGAGGUGCGAACCUGAUGCAAACUAGUUUGGGUCCAACUGGGUCGGAUUUGUGAUUUUAGUACAAAACGUUUCGUGACAGUGGCCAGGGUUCGCCGGAGAAGAUGACCGGCAAGCCGGGAAACGAUUCCGCCUGCCACUACUUUGUUUCGGGCUACUGUUGCUCCGCCACCGUACCGUCAUACCACCGACGCCGCCGGGGCUCGACGGGGGUGGGUGGUGGAAGGUGGAAGCUUGGGCCAGCAGGGGGUUACGUCCGGUUUGGUGGUGCCCUGGUUUUCCGGUCGCCGGACUGCCUGGUGGUACCGGCACCAGGUGGGGGGACUAGGGUAAGGGGUGGGGUGGGUUGACUGACUGCUCACCAGAUGGGCCAGGCUGUCCGUUGACCUGCCAGAUUUUGAAAUUUGAAUUCUGGACCGGCGGCUGGGAAUGCGUAGCGAUGAAAGGUUGGGGUGUGGGCUGUUGCCCUAAAUUUCGGCUUGUAGCUAUGCGGAUGUGCUGGGUUGCUUUUGUGGGCCGCAAGGUUUGUGAUGGGCUUUGGACUAGCAGCGGCUCCAGGGCGGAUGACUGAUGCUUGGAUGUGCGGAUGGGCCUUCUCAUGGUGGGCUGCUGCCUGGAUUCUUGGCCCGCGCGUGCUGAAGCUUCUUGGGGCCUGACUUUUUGCUGAAUUUGACUCCUUUUGGGCUUUCGGACAGCCCUUGUGUGGGGUUUGACCUGGACUUUUAUUAGUGAUACUGCUUAGCAGUUUAGAUUGGGCCGCUGUAGGCUGGAUGGGAUUUCUUUUUGUGAUAUGAGCCGGGGGCCUGUCCCGUGCUUUUUUGAAUUCUCCGAAAAUCCUCUCCCCCCCCCGCCGGGGGGGGGGGAUACGGUAUAUACUAUUUUAGGUUAGCUUGCUACCUAGAUAGUUCUUUUUGAUUCUUUUGAUGCAUACUAUUUUCUGGAUAUAUAUAUUUACAUUUUAUCCAAAAAAAAAUGAACAUACACAAUUUAC